Molecule: messenger RNA, 1506 nt
Organism: Aspergillus sclerotioniger CBS 115572
Lineage: Eukaryota; Fungi; Ascomycota; Eurotiomycetes; Eurotiales; Aspergillaceae
Product: Zn(II)2Cys6 transcription factor
Exons: 2
Coding region: 1-1506 (501 amino acids)
Biological process (GO): regulation of DNA-templated transcription
Molecular function (GO): zinc ion binding; DNA-binding transcription factor activity, RNA polymerase II-specific
Source: RefSeq, a predicted model, not a curated record
AUGGCACAAAUCCAAUCAAAUCUACUAUCCAGCCGUAAGAAAACGAAAGGGACGAGAUCUAGGACGGGUUGUCGAACUUGCCGCAUCCGACGUAUCAAGUGCGAUGAAUCCCCAGGGCAAUGCAAUAAUUGUAUUUCUGCCAAUUGGAAAUGCGAUGGGUAUGAUACACACCGGUUGCCACGAAGAACCGACUCGGGGCUGCGCGAUAUGGGCACCCGCACAGGCUGGUCGAUGACCGCGGACGAACAUCGAUGCUUUUCUUACUUUCAGUUUCACUCUAUUGCGAACCUGACCGGUUUUUUCGACUCGAAACUCUGGCAGCAGCUGGUCCUGCAGAUGUCGCAUGCCGACCCGGCUGUGUUUCAUGCAGUCACCAUGUUAAGCGCUGCGCACCAAGAAUCUGAGGCGCAUGGAAUGCAGAUAUCCGAAGGAACGCACCAUCGAAGUCGAGGGUAUUAUUUCUCGCUCCAGGAAUCCACGCGGGCCGUAGCGCUCCUCAACAGACGCCGUACCUCACAGGAUCCCCAGCUGCGCCAAACAAUCCUCGUAUGCUGUCUGCUCUUUGUCCUAUCCGAGGUGCUCUUGGGGCAUUGGGACCUCGCAUUUACGCAUCUUCGCAGCGGUCUGUAUAUCCUGAGGGAACUUGAGGCUCACAAGCAACUUGAGUCGGAGAUUGAACCCUCCCUAGUGGUGGUGUUCCGGCGCUUGGAUAUGCAGUCUUCGCUGUAUGGAGCCGGGGGUCCAAUCUUGUCCCUAAAAUAUGACUCGUCCCGGCAACUGUUUCGGCCUUCCUUCGAGGGAUUCACGAGCUUUGAGCAGAUACGCAAUGAACUGGCCAACUUGGUGGAGUAUGGAGUACCCCUCUUCGCCGGGAUCCGGUGCCUCUCCAGCCUUGACGCAGAGGCCGCAAGUGAGUCACUAUAUUUGGAGCAGGGACGACUACUUGGGAGCUUUGCUCAGUUUGCCGAGCACUUGAAACUCUUCUGCGAGCGGCACUAUCACAAGUUAAGCGAGAAGGAUCGCAAGGGGCUCGACAUAAUCGAAUUGGUUUACUGUGGUCAUAUCCUGGCUCUGAAAAUACUGUUUCUUGACGGCCCCGUGCCGAAGCAUUUCAUUCCGGAUUUCCUUGUCGUGCUCCAGGCCCAUGAGAGAAAGAUCGACGAACUCCGUCGGCGUUCAGGCUUGGUAAUGCAUCAUGUUAUCAUCGCCAACGUGUACCUGGUAGCCACGCGGUGCCCGGAUCCCUGGAUCCGUUUGCGGGCGAUCUAUCUCCUGCGAUCUUGGCCGCAUUUCGAGGGGCUUCACAGUUCCAUCGUGGCGGCACUGAUGGCAUUUCAGGCGUUCAAGAGGGACUUUCCAGAUUACGAGACAGCAAAUUCGAUGGUCCGGAUGACUAAGAAAGACGAACAGUUCAUGUUCGAGUCCAUCAAGUCCAUGAAGAAAGGCGCCAUCCAGUCUGUUGUUCCGAUUGUGAAGAUGGCCGGACGUUUAUAUGGGUGUAAAUGA